AUGCAAGUUCGUUGGACGGCAGUUCGGUUUCUCCUGCUUCUAAUGGUGGCAGCCAUACGGGCCAACAUGGACGGAUUCGGAAGUUGCGGGCCCUACGAGUGCCGUCUGAGCAACCCGAUCUGCCGUUGCGAGUCCUUCUGCCAGGAGUUCAGUCAGCGGUGCUGGAAAAACCCAUCCGGAUGCCAUUGUGCGAGGGGAUAUGCCCGUGACGAACAAGGACACUGUGUGCCCCUCAUUUUGUGCCCCUGAUUAACCAUCAAUGGUCACUACUAAUCAAAUAUCAACUUAAAAUUCAUAAAAUCAAAAUCAGCAUGCAAAAUAAAUACAGCAGACACAUUUUUAACGAGGAAAAAAUGGUACUAAAAUUGAUCGGGCGUAUAAUUAAAUUUCAACUAA
Messenger RNA from Drosophila sechellia, 396 nucleotides. RefSeq lists its product as uncharacterized. The transcript has a single exon. The record is from RefSeq and is a predicted model, not a curated record. NCBI's taxonomy places the organism in Eukaryota, Metazoa, Arthropoda, Insecta, Diptera, Drosophilidae. The coding region runs from base 1 to 249 and encodes 82 amino acids.